ACCGAUGUCGGCUUCUAUCGUCAGGCUGAUCGGGCGAGGUCGGACAACUUCGUCCUGAGUUCGACUAAGGUCGUCUUUGACCGCCUCAGACCGCCUCUACCGAGCGUUCCAUAUAUUAAGGGUGCGUGCUGGGAAAGCUAAUCUCUUUUCUUUAUUACAGGGUGAAAGAUUAAAGAAAAUUCCAACCCUGCUACCCUGGAAAUUCCAAGGUAUACCCUGCUACCUAACAUUACCAAAACUAUUGAUUAUCUUUAUAUCUAUGAAGUGUUCGAAUGUUCCAAUAUCGAUAUAGGUACAAGGUUUUCCCUACGAUUCAAGUGGAUGAUACGAUACAGUUGAAUAAGCAUUACUGUAUGGUUGUACAAUGGAGGUCGUUGUUCGAAACACGUUUCGACAUUGAAAAAUUUCUUUAAAGCAUAAAACCGGUAUUCUAUCUUAUUUCCUUUUAAAUUUAUAUUACCUUCAACAAACGAAGGUUCCGCGAAGAUAACUACUCAACCAGUUAAAUUACCAAAAUAAUCGAAAUUUCUUUCAAGUUCUAAAUUUAUCUUCUCGGCUUUAAAUUAAAACGUAUAUAUUUAAAUAUCUAUCGAAUAUAUCGAAAACGCGUAAAGUAUUUACGAGUAAAUGUUUUUGCAACGACCUUUACAUCUAAUUAUUGUUAACGCGAAAAAAAAAUAUAAUUCUGAUAAGCGUUGCAAUUUCUUCUCACUUACAAUGAUUAAAUUUCUGGAAAAAAAAAGAAAUAUUUAACUUUGAUUUAAAAGAACUGUAAACAUAAUUAUAAUCUCUGAUUAAACUAGCGGAAAUUGGUAUUAAAUGAUUAGAGGGAAAGAAAUUUUUGUUCCUUUUUUUUUUUCGUGUGAAGCAAUGAAAUAUCAAUUGAGAGCAUAAAAAAUGUUGAUAUACAAAAUGGAAACGUGUGUCACUAAUAAACAAAGAGAUAGCAGCAAUGAAAUGACGUAAAGAGAAUAAUAUCGCUAUCUUUCUCGGAAUAAUUUCGAACACUCCAUUACUUGGUUUCCUCGUGACACGUCACUGAUGCGCCGUGACGGUUGCUCUUUACGACUUCGAACAAGGCUGCCAACUUUUGAAGGCCGAUACUGUAGAAUGUAGAAGAUCAGCAGGGGAAAAAAGGGAGCGAAAUACCUUUACUUUUCGUUGCAUAGUUGAGUGAAAUAUUUAUGCAAUAUUUUUUUUUUCAAACCAAAUUUUAAAAGCAACAGACAAUUCUAUGGUAACUAACAAUACUGCGAACUGGAAGAAUCUUUGUAUAGUUGAAAGCCGAACAAGUACAGUUAUAUGCACAAAGGAAAACGAAAUUCUUUGUUUCCAAUAAAUUUAACCACUUUAAAUAGAUUUCACGUGUAUGCAAUGUUUCUUAAUUAAUACAAUGUAAUUUGCAUUUCUUUUUUUUUUUCAUUCAAUAAAUUUAGAUGCACAUGCAUUAAUGAGAAUCUUCAACGAUGAUCGUUUUAAUGUGUCACAGUUAUAUGUGGUAAGGUGCAAAUUAGCUGUACAAAGUGGACAGCUGAAAGCAAAUCAGUACGUCUAUUCAUAGUCCGAUAAGCAUUUAAGUUUGCUGUAACAAAGAGGCAUAAGGCCGUCACGCAUUCGACGUAGGAACACAGUCAUAUGGGAUGGCUCAUAGUUCUCAAAAUUAUGGAUCCACUGAUCAACGGUCAGAUGUACCUGACGUGGGAUUUAGUCCUACUGAACUAUAUAGUCUCAGUGAAAAUAUUACUACAAAUAUAUAUACAAUUAAUACAACAUGGAAGAUACUUGAACGUGCAUAUAAAAAUAUUGGAACCAAUAAAGAUAAUCAAGAUCUAAGAGAUAAGGUGCAUGUAACACAGUUAAGCACAAAUCAGAUAAUAACUCAGACAAGUAAAGAUAUUGCAAGACUGACAGUACUAAUGAGAAGAGGGGAUAAACAACAGAAGUUACAAAUUGAAAAGCUUACCACUGAUUUUAAAGAUGCUGUGCAAAGAUACUCAGACAUGCAAAAGUCAGUUGCAGCAAAAAUGAAGAGAUAUAUUUUACCUACAACUAGCGUAGAAAAUCCUGUGGAUCCUGAUGAUGAAGAACAACAACGUCUGCUCCAAGUGCAAGAAGAUGAGCAACAAGCAAAACAAAGGAGUCUUGAAUUCCAACAAGGAUUACUGUUCGAGCGAGAAGAUAGGAUAAAACGAAUCGAAGGAGAUAUUUUAGAUGUAAAUCAAAUAAUGCGCGAGCUUUCAGCACUUGUGUAUCAGCAAAAUGAUACGAUCAACACGAUAGAUAACAAUAUAGAAAAUGUACAUGGAAACGUGGAGCUUGGUACACAAGAAUUAAUUAAGGGAAGUAAUUACCUAAGUAAAUAUCGGCGAAAAGUUUUUGUGUUGUUGUUACUUGCGAUCAUAGUCGUUGUUAUACUAAUUAUUAUUCUAGUCACUAAACUAAGUUAGCGUUCCUAACCACCACAGAUACGAACAGAUGAAAAGGGCUGUCUCAAUCUGUCUUAUAUUGAUAGUAAGAUGAAUAUCAAAGGAAAAUAUAAAUUGCCAGUUUGUAUAUUGGACAAUGCAAUAUGGGGAGAGGAUAGACUUAUUUUAUAUUCAUUUGUAAAUUGAUUAAUAUGUAAUUUGAAUGUGUUAUUUUUGAUUAUUUUCAAACUCUCAAAACAUUUUAUAUUAUUCUUAAUGUAUCUCUGCUUUUUUAAAGUCUUUGUUUUAAAAUAAUCUGAAUUGUUUUAGAUUAAAACAUAACAAAGGUAUAUUGAAUACCUGCACUAUCCUUUAUAACAGGUUUCUAAUAGCGAAUGAAAUAAAUUUACACUUUUCUUUCAAGAAACGAUUAAAAAAUUAUAAUUAAUACAAAGCAGUUAUUGUCACUUCUAUUAUAUGUGCAAACUAUUAUUUCAUAGUAAAUUUGAUAAAUCAUUUUAAUUGCUUUAUAUGUUAUUCUCAAAUAAAAUAUACAGCAUUGUAAAUGCAACAAGCGUUUGAGGUGAUGUUAAUGUUAUAGUUUCAAAUUUUAUGGUAUCAUAUAUACAUAUAUUGUUUGUUGAGAAUACAUAUUAAAAUUGUCUACUCUAUUGUUCAACUAUUUUAUAAUCUAUAAUAUUUUUAAUAUUUAUUAGUAUGAAACAAUAAUUUACAGUAAAUAUUACAGUUGCUAAAAAAGCAUGCGAAAUAAUUUUCAGGGAGAUUAGUUUAUCUUAGAGCUAUAUGAAAUAAAUGUGGCACUAAAUUGGUGAUAAUGAUUGGUAACAAACGAUAUCGAUAAUGUAUACUGAAUAAUUUCUUUUACAACUCUGUUAAAGUAUGUACUGGUGUGUUUUAACAUGAUUGUUUCUUCGAUAAGUACGGUAUUUUUUAUUAUAUAAUAUAAAUGUUACCCAUAGGCAUUGCUCAAUUUUUAUUAAUCAAAUGAAUGUGAUGAAAAGUGAUAAUUAACCAUUAUGUUACGUUUUUUGAUUUCAUUGUCAAUAAGUGCUUUUUUCACUAAUGUGUUUGUAAAUGCUUCGUAUAUUUACUUUGGAAUAAGAAAUUUUAUACUUAAAUAACUGAUACAUGUUUUAUUACUACAUACGGCAACAAUGUAUAAUAAUACUAUAUGGAAUAAUAUUUUCGUAUUUCAUUUUGCAUAUAAAUUUAUACAUGCUCUAAACAAGGUUUACUCCAUUGCUCUUUCACAUAAAUUGUAACCAUUUGAAAUGUUUCAUUAUAUAAAUCUAUUAUGUAUGUUGUGUGCUUCAAUUUUUAUUUGUCUUGCCUUUAUGGAAACACGGGUACUAAGAAAAUUUCACUAAAAUAUGUGAUAUACUUUACUAUUUGUAUCACAUAUUACAGAGGAUGCCUAUAAUGACUUUUUUUGAAAUCAUCUUUAAAUUUAAACUUUUUAUGCAAAUCUUAUUAGGCGUAUAAUAUAUUUAAAUGGAAGCAUGUAUGAACAUAUAUGAAGUGACAAAACGUUUAUAAUCAUAAUCUACAAAGCAUAAUAGAAAUGUACAAAUUGUGAAUAUAAUUUUUUAUAAUCAGUCUUCAUUAGGAUUUUAUCGUUUAUUAUAGAUCGCUUGUACAUCUGCUAAAGCUUACAGGUUAACAAUGAAAAAUAUAUUACAUAUAUAAUUGUAAGAUUGAGAUAGCCAAUUUCAGAAGAUCGAUUUGAUUCAUAUGAUUAUUAGGCAUUCCAAAAUCUAAAAAUCCAGUGAUUACAUUAUCAUUAAGAUUAUAACUUAAAUAUUGUAUAUACAACUAACCAUUGACAUUCAAAAUAAAUCACAUUAUAUAUAA
This is a messenger RNA of Osmia bicornis bicornis, 4277 nucleotides long. It is a transcript of the gene Syx13, whose product is annotated as syntaxin-12. The transcript has 6 exons. Gene Ontology annotation, molecular function: SNARE binding; SNAP receptor activity. Lineage: Eukaryota; Metazoa; Arthropoda; Insecta; Hymenoptera; Megachilidae. Gene Ontology annotation, biological process: intracellular protein transport; vesicle fusion; vesicle-mediated transport. Gene Ontology annotation, cellular component: endomembrane system; SNARE complex; membrane. The coding region runs from base 1641 to 2447 and encodes 268 amino acids. The record is from RefSeq and is a predicted model, not a curated record.